AUGAACACGCUCCUCCAUCGAGCUAUCAGCACGGCCCCGGAGAUCGACAGGAUUGUCGAGGUAACUCGGCAGUCACCUUUCACGCAACGGAUAACGCGGGCUGCCGUGCCGAAUGUCAAGCUGAAACUUCCGAUCUACCAAGGAGACAAAGAUCCGGUCCAGUUCAUGACAUCCUUCAUGGCAACUAUGUCAAAAGCACGAUUCACCGACGAACAGAGGGACGCCGGUUGCUGUCAGCUAUUCGUCGAUAGCGUUUCCGGCCCUGGCUUGGUAUGGUUCAUGAGGCUCGAGCCAAACUCAAUCGACAACUUCGAUCAAUUAUCCAAGGCUUUCCUCAAGAACUAUCGAAUCCUCAUCGAACGAGGCGUGACAAGUUUGGAUCUCUGGGAGAUGGCUCAGGAACGUGGAGAGCCCAUCGCCAGCUUCUUGAACAGAUUCAAGGAGAAGCUGACAAAGGUCAACGUCCCGGAGGACGCUGCAAUGGCAGCCUUCAGAAAGGGCUUGAUCCCCGGAUCACCGUUACGAAAGGACCUCAACAUCCGGGAACCCAAGGACCUUGACGACGCGCUGCAUCGAGCUUCCAGAUUCGCGCUCGAUGAGGAGGAGGAGGCUCAAAUAGCCGCAAAAACUAAUGACGGACAACCGUCGCAUCCCCCCAAAGCUAAAAACCGGGUCGAACACCACGAACCCCACAAGCACCACGAACCUCAGGAUCAAAAAAAGGCGUCAUCCACGCAGUCUCCAAGAUGGACGAUCAAGAGAAGCAGCCCUCUGACCCGAAGGAACUCUACUGCGAUUUUCACAUGUACCCAGGUCAUUCCACACAAGAGUGCGUCCACCUGA
Messenger RNA from Camelina sativa (false flax), 843 nucleotides. NCBI's taxonomy places the organism in Eukaryota, Viridiplantae, Streptophyta, Magnoliopsida, Brassicales, Brassicaceae. The record is from RefSeq and is a predicted model, not a curated record.